This is a messenger RNA of Owenia fusiformis, 3850 nucleotides long. NCBI's taxonomy places the organism in Eukaryota, Metazoa, Annelida, Polychaeta, Sabellida, Oweniidae. The record is from the annotation of a GenBank genome assembly.
UAAACUGUUUGUUUUGCCUUUGCUUGUCCAAAUAGAUCAUAACGCUCCCACGAGAAAGACACUGGGGUCCGUUUUGUCCAGUCAGUGGAAAUUCGUUCGAGAUAUCAGUAACGCCAUCAGUUCGCUGAGGAAAUAGACGAACAACCGGACAUAAGUUUCGAGUUACUACAAAUUGUAAAAAAGUUCAAGUUUGAGGACUUUUUAAUUAAAGCAUCUUGAAUUAAGGUCUUGAAAACCACUGUUAAAGUUAAAGUGGUUAAAAGAACAUCAAGGUUUAUUUUAAAAUUGUUAUUAUGCUAUUGAGGCUAUUGUAAUUGUAUUAAAUUACACAGUCGGGAGGAUAUAUUUGAAUGAGGUAGGAAUCCGCGGUGAAGUGUUGGUGGAACUCUGCGUGCGGUGAUAGGAUUAGAACGGGACAGGUAUCGACUGGGCCAGGAGGCAGGAGCGUACCUCUUGUUCACAGGUGAACCAAUAACUUACCUUCGCACACAGGUAAAAGAGAGAGAUCGUAGCUUGGCACAGGCGGAGCAAGGUCCAUACUAAAUGGCAUGACAUCCUUACGGAGUCUAGGAAAUAUUGAUCUAAAAUCGCGGACAAUACGAACUGGGACAAGUACCCGACAAGGAUACCUCACAUUAUGUGGGAAACAUCCGUCGCAUUGAGGAAAUGCUUUAUUUCAUAUGGAAUUGUAUUUUCUAUCUUAUUUAAAAUAACAUCAGGGUGUAUAUUAUUGCUCAACGGAUGGGAGCCCCUGAGUGUCCAGGAUAAGGCUCUCCUUGCAGAUAUAGUAGUGACGGGCUCCGUCAGGAAUGCUUAUAAAAAUAUACGGACGUCAGCAGAUACAUAUUCUAUCGAAUUUCAAAUAGCCAACGUUUUAAAAGGCAAAAAAAUGUUAGAGACAAUCAAAAUUGACCCUAAAUUACCAAAUGUAUAUAAUAUAAGUAAUUUUGGUGAUCGAAUAAUGUGCUAUGCUGAUGUAAAUCCUGGAGAUAACCAUAUACUAUUUCUAACGACAUUUGGAGGUCGUUUGUCUGCUAAAUAUGAUGAUAUUUUUGGUGCUGCUGGAGCCUACAAUUUGCAAAAUGAGGAAUACGUAUUAGAAACAUUAGGAUGGAAAGGCUGGUCCUCCUGGAGCAGAUGCAGUACUACGUGCCACAAGGGAUACCAGACUAGAAAGCGAAAGUGCAUGAGGGAGAAACCGUGUGAGGGACAGGGUUCUGAGUCAAGGGAAUGCAAUGGAUUCCCGUGUAAAGGUGCCAUCGACCUCCUCUCUGCCCUGUCAUUAAGUUCUUUACCCUCGGGAGUGACAGUCCCCGAGGAAAGACCCUCGGCAUACAGACUCGAAGCCAAUGCCAAAAUCAACCUGCCUACAUCAAAACUUUUUCCGGAAUUUUUCCCUCCGGAUUUUUCUGUGAUAAUUACUGCUAAACCUGAAAAGAACAACGCUGGUUAUGUGUUCACUGUAAGUGACUUAAUGGGACGGGUGAACAUUGGUAUAGAAGUAGGAAACAAUCCAAUAUUUUAUUAUUCUGAUAAAAACAAUAUGCCAGCUACGAGGUCGCCAAAAUUCUCUGUCAAUUUGAGCGACGGACAAUGGCAUCAAUUUGCCUUCAGUGUUCGUGGACAAUCAGUGACAUUGUAUUUGGAUUGUAUAUUACAAAGGACGAAACAAUUGGAACGGAGCAGCAUACCAAACAUAGGAGUAAAGACAGUAACUGGAGUGGGCUCGGCUUUCGGAGACAAAAUCAAAAAGCAUUUUGUGGGUGAGAUAGAGCAAUUGACCAUCAUAGGUGACCCGGAUGCAGCGAGACUACAGUGUAAUAACGAACAGUCAGACAACGUCAUCAGGCUAGCCCCUUCCAACAAUAUUGACCCAGUUGAUAACGACCGUGUUCCAAAUGAGGAGGGUAGGGGUGGAAAGCGACGACGUCGUAAUCGAAAGAGAAAAUUUCGAUGGUCGAGUUGGUCACCGUGUAGUGUGACGUGUGGACGAGGAGAAAAGAGUAGAACGGCAUUCUGCUUAGACAACGCAGUCACCGUUGACGAAUGUCUAGGCCCAAAGAGAAAAAAGGUCCAAAUUAGACGCUGCAAAAUGUCAUCUUGUCCAAACAAAUGUUCUCCUGAGUGCCUACACGGUGGAAAGUGUAACAAGCGUGGAAAGUGUAAGUGCACCCUUGGCUACUCUGGGGUCCAGUGUCAAACCGUCGCUUGCCGUGUCCGGUGUCAAAAUGGCGGCUACUGCAAUGAACCCAACAUAUGCACGUGUCUCCCGGGAUACACCGGGGAGAAAUGUGAAACACCUGUCUGUGAAAAUGAGUGCAUGAAUGGUGGCCGCUGUAUAGCUCCCAAUAAGUGUUCUUGUCCGCACGGCACACUACCUCCCCUAUGUAAAGCGGCCUGUACGUCUCCUUGUUACAAUGGGGGUAGUUGCCAUGGUAAUAAUAUAUGCAAGUGCCUUCCUGGUUACUCAGGUAACCAAUGCCAAACAGCCGUAUGUGAACAAGGUUGCGUCAAUGGAGGAAGCUGCAUUGCUCCCAACACAUGUUCCUGUCCCCAUGGUUACACGGGAUCAGAUUGCAGCCAACCUUUAUGUUAUCCGGAGUGUCAGAAUGGUGGUACGUGUCUCUACCCGUACUUUUGUCUAUGUAGGCAAGGUGCAUAUGGAGCGUAUUGUCAAAAAUAUACAUGUACUCCUAUGUGCCUGAAUGGUGGCCGCUGUGUGGGUCCUAACCAAUGCCAAUGUCCCCCGGGCUAUACGGGUCAUUACUGCCAGACAGCAUUUUGUUCUGGAGGAUGUCAGAACGGUGGUGUGUGUAUUGCGCCCAAUACAUGCGCCUGCAGAGAUGGUUUCCAAGGCGACAUGUGUGAAAGAAGGAAAUGUCGUUACCAAGUAUGCAGGCAGUCGUACAAUAGAGCAUUCAGACGCCUACAGAGGGAGGUGUUCUCGGCACCAUGUGGACCAUGGAAAAGAAAUACAUGUACCAAGACAAAGCUGGUGUAUAAAACCAUAUAUAGGAUAGCAUUUCGUCCAGUGUACAGAUGUGUCUGAAAACUAUAAAACCUGCUCUUGGGGGAUUGAUGCUGAUUGGAUGAACGUCAGUUAGGACGAUGCAAUAAAUUGUAAAUUAGUUGUUGUAAAUGUUGUUAAUUUUAUAUUGUAAUUUGAUGUACAUAUUAAGAAAUAAAUUAAGAAGUUAUUUUAUACUAAAAAUCUGGUGUAAGUAUUCUAGUCAUACACAUGUUAACGUGUACAACUUUCUAGCUGAAUGCAUGUAAAUAUAGAUACAAAAAAAACUAAUCAAAAGUUGAAUAUCAUUUUAUAAGCUUUAUUCCUUAUUGAUUGUGUCAUACACUGCAUAGAAUAUAGUGGCAUUUAGCCACUGUUAAUGUGGCCCCAUUACAAGUAUUAAUAGAGCUCGAAAACCAUUGUUAAUAUGGCCCCUUUACAACUGUAAAAAUGAACCAAUUGUAAAGUGUUAGAAAAGCAAAUUUGAUAUACUGAAAUAGUAAUGCCAGCGCAAUCAAAUACUCAUCAAAUUGAGCUCAAAGGCCAUUCUCUGUAGUUCUGAUCCAAAUAACUCAAAUAUAUUCUGAAUUCAAGAAUGAAAAGAAACUUAUACAUUGAUAACUUUUUCUGAAAGUAUCAAAUCUUAAGAAAAUUAUUUAUGAGGUAAGAGAUUUUAUUGAAAUAAGAAAGAUGUGAUAAGUAAAAUUCAAUUCUGAAAAUAUGCUGCUCCAUAGGUGGACAAUAUUCUUUUAAAUCUUUGAUAUUUUCUAAGAAUGUUUAUAUAAUGGUAAAGGUGGUAGGUUACAGACCAUUAAGAAUUGAAGCAUUUUGGGGUUAGAAAAG